CUUCACUACGGACAUGGCACCGUUGAAGACGCCGCACGCGGCGGUGCUGCUGACACAGGACAUCCUCGACACGAUCACGUCGUACCAGCAAGGGAUCUGUGCCGAUCUGCGCCCGUUCGUGGGGGCGCAGAAUCCGUCCAGAGAACUCAACAACUUCCUUCAAUUGGUGCCAUGGCACGAGGCGGACAGGAACCUACGAGGUCACCCCUUGGCCUCCUUCCACGACAUCAUUUCACCUUGGUACAAGAAUGCAGGCCACAGCCGUCUUUGCAAACUGCUUGCGUGCUUACCACACAUUUGGGAAGUCGUCGCUGCGCAUGCCGUGUGCACCGGGAACUUGGCAGUCCUCACCCAGCUGCCAACGGAACUGUUGCAAAGCGUGCCGUACUCAUUGACCGAGUUGGCCGCAGCAAGUGGCCACAUCAACGUUGUCGAGUAUCUCGUGGAAAAUUCGGACGAAUGCACAGGAGAGGCCAUGAUCAAAGCCGCACACUAUGGCCAUCUCAACGUCGUUCGCUUCCUCCACGACCGAACAGGCGAUGACUGCGCAUCCGCUGCCAUAGUGUUUGCCGCAAGCCAGGGACACCACGAAGUUGUGAGAUUUCUACACACCCACCGGCCCAACAUCCGGCAGCUCAAACUGGCCAUGUUCAUCGUCGCGCGAACAAACUACGUGGCAAUUGCCGCGUUUGUCUUGGAUGCUUUGGGCAAAAACAGGCACUUCUCAGUAGAAGUGAUGGACGAAGCGGCCCGCCAUGGCCAACUAGCCAUGGUCCAGUUGUUGCAUCAGUACAAACUGAGGUGCUCCGUCGUUGCGAUCGACAGCGCAGCUUCCAAUGGCCAUCUGGAUGUCGUCAAAUGGCUGCAUGUGCAUCGCACGGAAGGCUGCACGGAAAUGGCCAUGGACGGUGCUGCGGUACACGGACAUGCCGAAGUUGUCCAAUAUCUUCAUGCCAAUCGCCAAGAAGGUUGUUCGACUUGGACACUUCGCCGUGCGGCAGAGAGGGGUCACUAGGAUGCCGUGCGAUUUCUCGCUGCGGCAGUGAUGUUCAAUAUGCCCUGGACAUUGCCAUGGAGCAAACCAAAGACCGCAUUCCUCGAUGCCUUGCUUGUCGUGCCACCUUAACAACCAAGCGCAAACAAUACGUCACUCAGUAUGCUCCAGAGAAUGGCCAGCACAAGCCUCGAUUUUUUUCCAUCGAUACAUUUAAACCAUGGAGGCAACCAAGCGCAUUCCGCACAAGUGCUACCGCCUUGUCCAUGGCAGCAGUCGUGCCGUUCAUGUUGCAGUCAUGCCGGAACGGCACCACGGUCAAUUGGCCGUGCUUGCCGCUGAUCGUACACUUGGUCGCCU
This is a messenger RNA of Aphanomyces invadans, 1354 nucleotides long. RefSeq lists its product as hypothetical. The coding region runs from base 14 to 1015 and encodes 333 amino acids. NCBI's taxonomy places the organism in Eukaryota, Oomycota, Saprolegniomycetes, Saprolegniales, Verrucalvaceae. The transcript has a single exon. Gene Ontology annotation, molecular function: protein binding. The record is from RefSeq and is a predicted model, not a curated record.